Messenger RNA from Mucor velutinosus, 240 nucleotides. RefSeq names its product anthranilate phosphoribosyltransferase (gene TRP4). The record is from RefSeq and is a predicted model, not a curated record. The transcript has 2 exons. Lineage: Eukaryota; Fungi; Mucoromycota; Mucoromycetes; Mucorales; Mucoraceae. Bases 1 to 240 code for a protein of 79 amino acids.
AUGUCAGAGCAGGUACAAGAUCAUUUCCUGAGUAGCACACCUGUCAAUGUGGCAGUAGAAGCUUUGCAGCGUCAAGUCGAUCAAUUGAAGCGCAUCGUUCACAAAUCAGAUGAUCAACCCAUUCAACAUGACAACACUGAAGAGCUACAGCAAGAGAUCAAAAAGUUGCGCACAGAAAACGCCAAAGCAGAAUAUCGCAUCAAGAUGUUGUUACGCACAUUGGAAGAAAAAGACAAAUAA